This is a messenger RNA of Wyeomyia smithii (pitcher-plant mosquito), 525 nucleotides long. RefSeq names its product ovochymase-2-like. The record is from RefSeq and is a predicted model, not a curated record. The transcript has a single exon. Lineage: Eukaryota; Metazoa; Arthropoda; Insecta; Diptera; Culicidae. Gene Ontology annotation, molecular function: serine-type endopeptidase activity. Gene Ontology annotation, biological process: proteolysis. Bases 1 to 525 code for a protein of 174 amino acids.
AUGAUCCCAAAAAAAUUGCUCGUACUUUUGUGGUGCGUGGUUAAAAGUUCCUCAAAUCAUGUUCCAAUUGAACGUCUUUUUGGUGGAGUUCGGGUCGAACCGGGCGAGCUUCCUUUCACCGUGCAGAUUCUACUCGAAUCGAUAACAUUUAGUGGUUCCAUCCUAACGGAUCGAUUGAUUCUAACUGCCGCCCAUUCGGUUUGUGGCCACACGUUCCAACCGGAAGCUUUUGAAGUUAUAGCCGGCCAGUAUGAUCUGCUGGUGUGGGAAUCCAGUCGACAGUCUCGCUCAGUGCAGGAAGUGUUUGCUCAUCCGGACUAUCGCAGUUUGGUUAUCGGUUUGCACGAUGUGGCGCUGCUGCUGUUGGCAGCUCCGUUCGAGUUUACUAACUUUGUGCAACCAGUUGCUGUUGAUUAUAGUGACGCUUAUCCGAGUACUGUAGCGAUGCUAGCUGGAUACGGAACAAUUUUGCUGAAUGGAGAGCAAGCAAAGUUUCUGAUGGUAAAAUUAUUUUUGAUAAUUUAA